This is a messenger RNA of Chinchilla lanigera (long-tailed chinchilla), 6213 nucleotides long. RefSeq names its product E74-like factor 4 (ets domain transcription factor) (gene Elf4). Gene Ontology annotation, cellular component: nucleus. Lineage: Eukaryota; Metazoa; Chordata; Mammalia; Rodentia; Chinchillidae. The record is from RefSeq and is a predicted model, not a curated record. Bases 479 to 2458 code for a protein of 659 amino acids. Gene Ontology annotation, biological process: regulation of transcription by RNA polymerase II; cell differentiation. The transcript is spliced from 9 exons. Gene Ontology annotation, molecular function: DNA-binding transcription factor activity, RNA polymerase II-specific; sequence-specific DNA binding.
CAGCCGCCGGCUGCGGGGACGUGUGUCUCUAGUGCAGUUUCCCCUUUCGUUCGGUCGUCUUGGCGCAGUCUCCGCUGACUCGCGCCCCUUCCCCGGGCGGCGACCCCGUCGCCCUCUCCGCUUCCCAGCCCGGCCCUCCCCCGCGUCCACCCUGUCCCCCGGGCGCCCCACCCCGCCCCCCGACUCCUUUUAUCAGGGGCGCCGCCGUCUCACCUGGUAUUUGCAUCUCGCCCUCCAACUUGCCAUUGGCGGCGCGACGUGUGGGAGAGCCCUGCGCCUCGCCCGCCCGGACCAGCCUGCCCCGGCGCCGAGCUCGCUCCUGUGGUUGGCCCAGUAUGCAGUCUUGAGCCUGCUGGAGGCCACCCCCUACUCCAGCUCUCUACGUGGCUGGGGGAGGCACUAAGCAUCUCCUCACUAAGAAAGCACUGCAGCUCCAGAGAGCUUGGGAGACCUGCUGUCAGCUCUCCGAGCGGACAGUAUGGCCAUUACCCUACAGCCCAGUGACCUGAUCUUUGAGUUUGCAAGCAACGGAAUGGAUGACAUCCACCAGCUAGAAGACCCUUCGGUGUUCCCAGCUGUGAUCGUGGAGCAGGUACCCUACCCCGAAUUACUGCAUCUGUACUCAGGACUGGAGCUGGAUGACGUUCACAAUGGCAUCAUAACAGAUGGGACCUUGUGCAUGACUCAAGACCAGAUCCUGGAGGGCAGCUUUUUGCUGGCAGAUGACAAUGAGGCCACCUCACACACCAUGGCAACCACUGAAGUCUUACUCAACGUGGAAUCUCCCAACAACAUCCUGGAUGAGAAGCAGAUCUUCGGCGCCUCCGAAAUGCUUCCGGACUCAGACCCUGCUCCAGCCUCGACCGUGCCCAACUACCUGUUUCCUACCUCGGAGCCCGAUGCCCAGAACGGGGCAGGUGACGCCGGGGACCAGGAGGAGCAGUCUCUGGAGGAGAGAGCCCCCAGAGAGGAAAGUGCCAAGAAGACUGGGAAAUCAAAGAAGAGAGUCCGGAAGACAAAGGGCAACCGAAGCACCUCCCCUGUCACGGACCCUAGCAUCCCCAUCCGGAAGAAGUCGAAGGAUGGCAAAGGCAGCACCAUCUACCUGUGGGAGUUCCUCCUGGCGCUCCUGCAAGACCGAAACACCUGUCCCAAGUACAUCAAGUGGACCCAGCGAGAGAAAGGCAUCUUCAAGCUGGUGGACUCCAAAGCUGUGUCCAAGCUGUGGGGAAAGCAGAAAAACAAGCCCGACAUGAACUAUGAGACGAUGGGGCGGGCACUAAGAUACUACUACCAAAGAGGCAUCCUGGCCAAAGUGGAAGGGCAGAGGCUGGUGUACCAGUUUAAGGAGAUGCCCAAGGACCUGGUAGUGAUUGAAGAUGAGGAGGAGAGAAGUGAAGCCCCGGAAGCACCCCCUCAGGCCACCACGUCCUCCACGAGCUCCACCAGAAGAGCCAGCUCCAGGGUGUCAUCCAGGGCUGCCCCCCAGGGCAAGAGCGGCCCUUCGUGGGAGAAGCCAAAGCUCCAGCACGUUGGUCUACAGCCAUCUUCGAGCCUGGAAUUGGGACUAUCUCUGAAUGAGGAGAUCCCCACUACCUCCACCAUGCUUGUCUCUCCGGCAGAGGGCCAGGCCAAGCUCACCAAGGCUGUGAGUCCUUCAGUGCCCAGCAACAUCCAACUGGGAGUGGCCCCUGUGGGGUCGGGCUCGGCCGUGACCCUGCAGACCAUCCCGCUGACUACGGUGCUGACCAACGGGCCUCCUGCCAGUACUGCUGCUUCCACUCAGCUUGUUCUCCAGAGUGUCCCGCCCGCAUCUUCCACAUUCAAGGACACCUUCACUCUGCAGGCCUCCUUCCCCCUGAACACUAGCUUCCCAGAGAACCAGGUGGCAGCACCAGGGGCCCCACUGAUUCUCAGUGGCCUCCCUCAGCUUCUGGCUGGGACCAACCGUCCGACCAACCCAGCACCACCCCCUGUCACGGCUGCUGGACCAACAGGGCCCAGCUCUCAGCCCCCCGGGACUGUCAUUGCUGCCUUCAUCAGGACUUCCGCCACCACAGCAGCCCCAGGGGUCAAGGAAGGGCCACUGAGGUCCUCCUCCUAUGUGCAGGGCAUGGUGACUGGGGCCCCCAUGGAAGGGCUGCUGGUUCCUGAAGAGACCCUGAGGGAGCUCCUGAGAGAUCAGGCUCAUCUUCAGCCACUUCCAACCCAGGUGGUUUCAAGGGGUUCCCACACUCCGAGCCUUAUGGGAAACCAGACUUUCUCUCCCCCUAGCCGCCCCACUGUUGGGCUGACCCCAGUGGCUGAACUUGAGCUCUCCUCAGGCUCAGGGUCCCUGUUAAUGGCUGAGCCUAGUGUGACCUCAUCCGGGAACCUGCUGACCAGAUCCCCAACCCCAGCCCCCUUCUCUCCAUUCAAUCCCACUUCCCUCAUUAAGAUGGAGCCCCAUGACAUAUAAACAAAGGGGUCAGAAGUAGGACCCGUGAGGCGAAGCUGAGCAGCAGUUUUACACAGACUGACUUAUGUAGCGUACCUGCCCUUACCUUUCCAUGGGAUUCAACACACCAGAUCCUCAGUGCCCCAUGCCUGCCUGGCACUGCCAUGGCCAAGCUCUGUCCAGUUUGAGCAUCCCUGGCAUCAGGCCACGGCCUUCAGGAGGAUGUGUUCUUGGCAGGAUAAUGGGCUGGCUUGGUGAUGGAGGGAAAACUGGAGUCAGGGACAAGCCUGUGGCCAGGACUGGCACAGAAACUUCGUGAGAAGAGCCGGGCCUGGCUGCAUCUCGCCAUCCACAUUCCCUGCACAGGGAAUUUACUAUCCCAUAUGUGAAUAUCUCUGUAUGUAUCUGUGUGAGUAUAUUUGUGGGUCUCUGUCUUCCUUUUGGGGGGAGGAUGGGGUGCAGCUAUGUGGUCUUCAAGGUGUGUGCGUGUCCUUCUGUGGGUCAGAGAUGGGGAUCUUUUUUAAGGGAAAACAUCCUCUAGUGCUCAAGAUUCAGUUACUUCGAGGCUAUGGGGCACAGGUUGGAUCGCCAGAUCUAGAGAUGUCACAGAGCUGGGUCAGGCCCAGGUAAGAGAGCUUCAGUGGGUGCACCCGUUGGGGAAGACACACUGCUGGAGGACAGCACAGCUCAUUGGGGUAAAACCACAAGGGGAAGGGAGAGAAGAGAACUCAGGCCUGGGAGCGACCCCCAGAGGCUAGGCCAAUGUCCUUUUUCUGGAGUUUGCCUCGUUGCUGGCCACUGGCACCAUGCCGGCAGACUGGGACUUGGGCCACCCUAGAGGACUUUGCUGGAGAAGUAGUCAGGGCAGAGCAGCCCUCUAGAGUCAGACCUGGACAUGAAGUCCCCGGUCAGGGCUCAGUUAAUAGUGAAUGUCUGUGCCAGGGUCUUGGGCUGUUUGUGUGAGACCAGCUUCAUGCCAGGCAACAGUCCCAGCUGGCAUGCUGCCCUGAGUGCCCUGCCCUGGGUUACCUGGUCAUUACUUCUCCCCUGAGAUUUCCUAGCUGCCAGGCGCUGCCAGGCACUGCUGGGGGCAGUGGGAUGGUGACCCAGCUGGGGUCUGCUUCCAUUUCUGGAGAGGUGCCACCACCUCGUCCCUGCUGUCCAGCCUUCCUUCUCACCUCUGGCGUGCCAGCCUCUCCUCAUUGCCACCUCUCAGACGUAACUGUUCCUCCUUUGCCACGAGAGCAGGGCUCAGCUGACAUGCCCUCCCACGGCACCUCUCCAGCUCCUCGCUUCCCUCGCAUUGCUAUCUGGGGAAGGGUCAGCCUACCCUCUCCAAGUCAGCCCCUCAGCUGAGGGACUGUCCCCCUCCCUCUCUCCCACUGAAUGUGCUUGCCCCCUCUCGCCAACUUUGGGGGCAAAGCCAUGAAACAUUGAGCUUGGGAGCAACUUUACUCUCUGGUGAAUUUGGUUAAUGUGAAUCAGUGCCUCAGGACCUUUGCUUCGUUCUUGGCACAAAAGCACCCACUUGGCCUAACUACCUCCCCUGGCUGUGCUUUUCUCUUCCUCUUGUGGGCAUCAUUCUCGCACUCUCUUCCUGCUCCUUCCCCGGGGAGGGACCAUAUAUGGCAUGCAGGUGUGUUUCCAACUGUUCCCAGCACUUGGCAUCGAAGUGCCUUUUUCUAAUAAAAUCAGCUUCUGAUGACAAUCUCCUGAUGGCUGAAAGUAAGCAUCUUGAGAAAGGAUCCCUGGUUUUGAAAAAGCAAAUUGCACAAAGGCAGGGCAUGGGUUAGGGGGUAGCCCUGCCCCUGUCUGAAAUCUGCUUUCUGGCCCCACACCCCUGUCAACUCUACAGACACCUAUCAUCCCAAAGACCUCAGUACCCCAUGCUGAGAUCCCGUGUCUCCUCAGUUCUGACUGGCACUUGCUGGGCCCUCCUCACCACCGUCCUUUCUCUGCACCUGGGCAGGCUCCUCACUUGCCACUUGAAACCUGGGCAUUCCCCGAGGGUCUCAUCGUUCUCACUGGCUGGUUCUUCUGGAUGAGUCUUGGAUGGGCGGCUCCAGCCCUGUCUUUCUGCUAAACCCCUGGCUUGUCUAGUGAUCUGCCGGAUAAUUUCACCUAAAUGUCUCUCAGCCCCUCUAUCAAAUGUGGAUCUUUAACUUCUUUCCACACUCACAAAAAGAAAAAACAAACCCAAGGAGAAGGCCACCAGGACUUUUCUAUUUCUGUUAAUGACAUCACCAUCUUCCUGCCCUCCUGAGCCUGAACUUUAGAGCUACCUGAUAGCUGCCUUCACCUGGGCCUGCCCCCUCUCCCUUCUGAAGUUCAGCGCAGUUACAGCGCCUCCAAAAUCCGGCCUGUCUUGCGCAUUCUCAGACCCUCUAGCCUGCUCAUACCACCUGGAACUGCUCCUCUCUGGACACAUCAGUGCCCCACCCAGGGUGACCUGUCACCCUCUCCAAUCGAUCACAGCACCAACCCUGUUGUUACGCCUUCAGCGACUCCUGGCCUGCAGGUAGGGUGACACUUGAAGUACUUCGCUCCUUUCUAGAAGCCCGGCAUUAACGGUUCAGUUGCAGGACCACGGGGAGCUGCAGGAGGGACAGGAGAGCACUUGCGGAUCUCAGGGGAGUAAGUGCUGAAGUACCUUAAGUUCAGGCAUCAGCUCCACACGCAGAGCCCCAAGUCCUCGGCCCUUCACCAUUGGUCCUGUCUGACUUCCCAGCCCACACACACUGCACCUUCCUCCACCCCAGUGUACCGCUCCAAACUGCUGGGUUUGCUCAUCUUGGAACUUGCAUUUGUUUAUAAUGUCCCCCCUCUGCUUUUCCUUUCCCAGGCUUUUUGCAACAGGAAUGUUCUUCACAUUCCCCUCAUACCAACUAAAUUGUGUGGGUCCUCACGACUCAGCUCAUGGAAACUGCCUCCCCACAGCAGCCUAUCCUUCAGUGAGCUCUUCAUUCUAAACUCAUUGCAAUAUUAUUCUUUGACCAACUCAUCAUGAACAACCUUUGACACCUCCUCUAUUAUAAACAUGAACUGUUACUUAAAGUUUCGCUGACCUGCACCUAUUUAGCCAGCCCAAUCGGUGUUACCUCCUGAGGGCCAGAGGGGCCUGGAUCCCCACAGAACAGGGCACACUGACCGAGAUGAGCAUCAAGGAAUGGCUACUGACUGUGCUGGUGGGAGAUGGGGACCAGACUUUAAGGCAGGUGACCCCUGCACAAGCACACACUUACCCUAGGGGCUCCACUGCUGGGCCUACCCUCCUCAGCUCAGUGCCCUCGUGGUACCCGUGCCCUCUUAGCAGCUGAGGCGUGCUACUACUUUCAACGUCCUCUGUCCCUACAAAACCUCCCUGUCCAGUUUCUUGCCCACUCAAAGUGUUAAAGUAGCUAAUCUGAUAAACUAACCUGUGCAGAUGUUAUGGGAGUAAGAGGAGAACCCCAGCAGACAGGUUCUAUCGCCAGCUGUGUGGCAGCACCCCUGCCUUUGUGAUGCUUUGAUAGAGUCAGGAGUUGAGUGAUGGUCCUUACCUCCCAGCAGCUGAUGUGUUACUCCCUCCUCAGGCUCCCAUGGCACUUGUAUAUACCUCUUAUUGUAGCAAUAGCACAUUGUAGCUCUUAAUAUUAUGUGUUUAUGUAUGUUUCCCCUCCAGUAGCCUGUGGGCUCCUCAAGGACAGGGACUGUGUGUUAGACACUGUUGUAUCCACAGCGCCUAGCACAGUGCCUGGCACAUAGUAGGUGCUCAAUAAAUGUUUAUUGAAAGGAUG